Messenger RNA from Sparassis crispa, 1590 nucleotides. RefSeq lists its product as hypothetical. The transcript is spliced from 6 exons. Lineage: Eukaryota; Fungi; Basidiomycota; Agaricomycetes; Polyporales; Sparassidaceae. The record is from RefSeq and is a predicted model, not a curated record. The coding region runs from base 1 to 1590 and encodes 529 amino acids.
AUGGAGAUCAAUGCAGUUCGAGCGAGCUAUGGUUAUCCACCGAUACCUCCCAACAUCCCCGAUUUCCAUGCACCUGGGGUGCCUCCUGCACUUGCACCUCCUGGACCGUUGCCCAGUGCGAGCCUUCAUGGUGUUUUUCAACUUCAACAACGCGAUGCUGUGGACAUUGCAGAGCCACAUCAAGCUGCUCAGCCUCCCGUUCAAGCUGUUGGUGUCGCUCAGCCAGCGGAUCCACUUCAGGUUCCCGUCCCUGCCCUGUUACACAAUCUGAUCCCUGCUGAGCCCAAUGCGGGUCCUGCGAGUGGUAUGGGAAAUGUUUGCGGAGCUGAGAAUGUGCAACCUGAUGCAGCAGUCGAUAAUGGUGUUCGUACCACCAACACUGUGUACAGCAAUGUUCUAACGACAGUCUUUGAUCCGUCUGGUCAUCUUGUAUUGGUGACAAUGCUUUUUAAUGUUGUUGAGAGGGUCCCCAGUGCAUGCGGAGGCAGGAUGCAGGUCCAGACGAGGAAGGACAAGAGCACGAAGUGUCGAAAUAUCCUUAUCACAGACAAAACAAGUCGCGCUUCAUUCAUCAAGGCGAUCCUUGCUGUUCAUGAGCUUGCUGACCAAUAUGCCCCUGGUCCUCACCAAGGACCUGGAUUCAAAAUGUGGUGGACCGGCUCGAAUGGUGGCAAAACUUCAGCGGCAACCAUUGAGAUGGAUGACGAGUUCAAAGUUGCCAUCACCGCACUUCUCAAAUGCAGUAAGGGCUCUUGCAAUGUCGGCGUGGAGUUUGACACUGCGCUCAUGGAGCCGUUUCGAGUCCGUAAACGUCCACUUCCGGUUGAGGACAGUGAAGAUGAAUUGAUAUAUGGGACCAAGGUUCCUCGUAUUGAUCAGUUCACUGAUGAAGCACAGUUACAUGGCGACAUCAUCCUUGAACUGAAGAAGAAGUGGAUCUGUCAAGAUCACAAGGGUGAGCACGGUGAAGUGGGACAUUGCUAUGUUAUGCCACAAGCAGAACACUUGGAACUCAAUAAUCGCAAGCUAAAGGCAUGGGCUGCAGCAAUUGCUGCACGCGACUGCACAAAGCAUCAACCCCCGCAAACUGUUGAAUUCGAUGUUCUGUGGGAUGAUUGUCUUGUCAGUGCAAAGCCACGUGGCCGAUUAGGACCUCGCGCUGUUGACACUCCUUCACCCAUGGCAACUGUGUCCAUGCUGGACCCGGCGUCGAUGCUCAUGAUGGCUAUAACACCACUCGUUAUGAAUCUCCUUGACCGUCAAGGUGCUUCCACGUCCUCUACUCCCCAGGUGGCUCAGUCAUCUUCAGGCCAUCACCAUCUACUGCUACUUUCAGGUGCAUCACUUCCUAAUCAUGGAGAAGAACUUGUGUUCUGUCUUCGUGAUUUCAAGACGGUAACAAAUGUUGACAUUCUGAAUGUAGAGGACGUGUUCAAGACUAAUGCAAUCACUCCGAGCAUAAUCCGAGAGAUGCCCGUGCAGCGUCUCUGCGAGUUGUCAGGAGUACUAGAGGGACACAUGUGGCAAUUUCAAUCAUUCUGCAAGGAAUGGUGCGACUACGUGAAGGAACGCCGAAGCCUGAUGGGUUAA